CCCUCCUCUCUCAAUGUACAAAAUCUUCCAAUGCGAGCAAAGCGAGCUCCGCCACUUCGUCUACCGCACCUCCUCCUUCCUCUCCAAAAAAGACACUCUCACCUUCAUCAACAUCUCUCGCAUCUUCCGGUACCACUUCUUCACCACAGAGUCCAAACUCACCCAAUCCCUCAGCAUCUUCUCCAAGGACGACUUCGAGCACAAAAAAAGAAAGCCACUUACGCUGGAUCACCAACAUCGACACCACCAUCGACCUCAUCGAACUCGAAAUAAACUGGCGCAGACUCUACACGCUCGCCAGUCUAAAAUGGUUCGGCGACUUCAUGACCCUCGUCCUUCGCCGCAGCAGGAAUUUACAAAUCCUGAAGCUAGAUUUCAGGCUGUUGCCUGAAAAGUGCUAUGAGACUUGUUGUCACUGGACGCAGAUGUUGAUGGACAGGGUGGAGAAGGAAGGGCUCUUUGAACUGGUCGUGAAGGGGGAUAAGGCACUGGAUGAGGGCAUGGAGGAGAGAGUGUGUAGGUUUGAGAGUGUGUCUUCUUUGGGGCUGAGUACAAGUUUUGAGCCGAAUAAGAGGAUUUUUGAGCAGGAAUUCCCGAAUUUGGAUAGGAUGGAGAUUGUGUGUGGGUUAGAGAUGGUGGAGCCGUUGAAUUAUUAUAAGUUUUUGGAGAGGAAGAAUCGGAAAUUGAGGAAAGUUAUUUUUCGAGCUGAAGGAAGUAUAAUAUUAGGAAGUUGAUGAUUCCUGUGAGGAAAGCUAAAAAAUGAUCCAAAGGAAAAGUAUGGGUUUACCGAGCUACUUAAGGAAAGAGGCACACAUAUGAGAAGUCUUGAGAUUAAAAAUAGCUUUCUCUGUGAAUCUAAGUUCUACAGGUUUGAUGUAGCAGUUUUGCCAAAACUAAGAAAGAUAAGUAUUGAUAACUGUAAAGGAACUUCAACUUGUGAUAUGCUACUUAGAGCUACUAACUGUCCCCAGCUGAGAGAAGUCUAUAUUAAUAAUCUGAAACUAACUGAGCCAGAAGUAAUUGAAGGAAUCUUUAUGAAUUGCUAUGAGAUCAGAGAAAUUACCCUUAUAUUCCAAAGAGGAGAUUGUACAAAAACAUUCAACAAAGGAUUGAACAAUAUUAUCGCUAAGAUUAUGAGAAAGUACGCCAGAUUCAUGCCUCUUCCAUUAUGAAUUUUUAACCAUCUCAAAAAGAUAUCUGUUUCAAACCUCAACAGUGAAUCCAUUGAUCUUUUUAGGCAGAUAAAUGCCAUAGACUACGAUGUAUAUAGCAAAUUCCAGGUGUUUGAAGCGAAGACAGGAAAAAGGCUUCUCUAAGCUAGAAGUUUAACCAAGAAUUUUGAACCUUUUAAAGUAAUUUUUAC
Messenger RNA from Moneuplotes crassus, 1363 nucleotides. The record is from the annotation of a GenBank genome assembly. NCBI's taxonomy places the organism in Eukaryota, Ciliophora, Spirotrichea, Euplotida, Euplotidae.